CUCCUCCUAGCGAUGAUUCACGGUGGCGUAUGAUUUGAGCCAAACGGCUUUCCGUAGUUUAAACAUUAAUCACGUGUUAUUGGCAGGAAGAGGAAACAAUAGGUUAGCAGUCGCCGGAGUUUCUCUCCUGUGUCUGCAGCUGCUGUAUGAAACAAGUUCUGGCAGCAGACUGGUGGUCAUUUUUUUUUUAUUGAUUUGUAAUCUGAAAUGUGUUACAAUGCGUUAUUCUCUUAGCGCUGGUGAUGUUUCCGGGCAGCUGAUAGAGAGAUCUGUGUGGGAUGGAAAAGCAGGCUGAUAUCUGAUCUGCUCCCAGUCUGCCUCUCUGUACUUUGACACAAUGCCAUGGGGAACUGCUGGACUCAGUGCACUGGGAUAUUCUGGAGAGAGGCGAACAGGAUCCAGAGAGGAGGAGGGUCUAAAUACUUUAGAAGUAGCACAACUGGAGAACAUUAUACAAUAGAGUUUGAGAAUCUUGUGGAGAGUGAUGAGGGUGAGAGUUCACAAAGUUGUGCCAGGCCCAUCAGUGAGGAGGAGAUUGGCCAUCUGAAGGAACUGCGCUAUGCUGCUAUUGCCGAUACGCAGACACUGAUCGAUGAGAAGCUGAAUGCUGAGUUAGUGGCACAAGAGGAGAAGUUAAGGCUAGAAGAGGAGGCUAUAGUCGCAGCUCAGCGUGAGGCUGCGAGGCUCGCAAAGGAGCGAAAGCUAAAGGAGCAGCUUGCACAGAAGAAAACCGAGAAAGAGGGCAGCAGCUCACAUCGCAAACAGCCAUCAGGUGGAGAGUUUGAAGCGUACCUGCAGAGUGUGAAGGCUCAGUCAGAGGCAUUCCGCAGUAGUCGACUCUCCUCUGAGACAAAUCUAGUGACUCCUAACACAGAGAGCAGCUGGGACUUCACCUGCAGAACUCGCUCCACUAAUGAUGAUGCCACCUCGCUUGAUCUUGAGUGGGAGGAUGAGGAGGGUAUGAAUCGGACAGGUGCGACAUGGGAGCGCUCUAAGACAGAGGAGGACAUCCUGCGAGCUGCACUCCGUCCUGCCGGUAAAAAGUUGGGCAGUGGGCCAGCCUCUGCUUCAGAGGACUCCAACGCUCUUGAGUGGGAGAACGACUUUGUCAGUGCACAUGCUGAAGACAGUAGUGAGCAGUGUGAUGAUGAUGAAUUCGAGGGAUUUGUUAAUCCAGUACUGGACACUCCAUCUGAGGCAGAGCCUAAUGCUGACCAGCAGGACAGAUAAUCCCAGAUAAUCACUUGACUAGCUCCACUCUAUGUACAUUUUUAAUUUAGCCUUAUUUAAGAUAAAUUUGAAUCAAGUGCAAUUUUUAAAAUUCUGGGCUGUUGCAGAAAAGUUUUGAGGUUAUCAUUUAGUCAUAACAAUCCACUCAACUUUUUCUUUUCUUUUUCGUCUUUUUUUUGGCUUCAUCUUUACAGAACGAGAUCAUGACCACAGUGGUAUACUAGGCCUACCUCAUUAGAAUCAAAGAGGGGUACAUAAAUGCUAAAUGUUGUAUUUUUUUGUAGCGUGCUUAAGAAAAGUGGUGCUUGAUAUCCCCGUCAUCCACUCAGCACCAAGCUGUCUUUUACACAUUUCAGCAACGUGGAACCUGUAGGCUGAAGUGCAUAGAAAUGCAUUUAGGGGGAAAGUUCUUCCUGUGUCCAUUAUCUCCGUUCAUCAACCCUCAUGUUGAUCUACAAAUCUUGUAUGGCUAAAAAUACUUCUAUUUGCAACUUCUAAAAAUUCCUCAUGAACACCCUGUCUGUGAAAAUGUAAUGCAUACACAAGUGCUUUUAAAGUGUGAAAUAUACACAGGCAACACCUUGAAUUGUCUUUAUACCAAAUUAUGACUGAAAAAUACAUGUUUUGGUCCUAUUAGUAGUUCCAUGCCCUAUACUACGAAUGAUUUAAAUAAAAUGUUCUAUUUUAAAAUAUAUUUACAAGUCAAAAUGCACUAUCUUUGAUCACUUGAUGACAAACAACUGCCAUUUCAGAUAUCUCUACCAAAACUAUCUACACAUGUAAGGUGAAACGUGUAAUGCAAUCCUAUUGGGCCUUUAUAGCGACUCAAAUUAAUCGAAUGUAUUAAGUGUGUUAAGAAAGGUGUCUGUUGUUUGACUCAAUCUUAUGAAUACACAAUACCCUUUUCAUGUUUAAAAAUGAACAUUUAUUUAACAAAAAAAAAUGUUUAAACAAUGUUGUGCCUAAUUGUGACACUAGCUUACCACACAGGACCCACCCUUGGGUUAGUGGUGGAUUUUGAGCUUUAAUUGUUUGGUUGGGGUUUUUUUAAUGAAAGGUUUGGAAUGACUGUAACUAAGCCUUUACCAUAGUUGAUUUUUUAAAUAGUCAUUACCACUGGUUUGUGUAAAUAGAAUGCAUUCAAAUCUUUUUUUGUAGCAUUCCAAACAUUAACUCUUAAAUGUGAAGAACUUAUGGAAUUGCACAUUUUUGUUCAUCUACAUAAGGGUUGUUGUGAAUAAAGGAGCACAUUUUAUAUCCA
Molecule: messenger RNA, 2491 nt
Organism: Ictalurus furcatus (blue catfish)
Lineage: Eukaryota; Metazoa; Chordata; Actinopteri; Siluriformes; Ictaluridae
Gene: ap1ar
Product: adaptor related protein complex 1 associated regulatory protein
Exons: 10
Coding region: 343-1230 (295 amino acids)
Biological process (GO): negative regulation of cell motility; regulation of Arp2/3 complex-mediated actin nucleation; negative regulation of substrate adhesion-dependent cell spreading
Molecular function (GO): AP-1 adaptor complex binding
Source: RefSeq, a predicted model, not a curated record